AUGUUGGAGGAUAAUGAUGAAGAGAGGUUAGAGAGGUCAGAUUUUUCAGGUGAUGAUGAAUCUGAGGAUGAUGACUACCAGCCAGAAAAUGAUGAUGAGGGAGACAUUGAUGAACAGUGGAGUGAAAACAGCUCUGGAGAUAGUGAUAUGGAGGUUGCAUUUGAUGACAGCGAUGAUGAUUGGAAUGGUGAUGGGGGUUUGUAUGAUGUUGAAGUCACAACUACGAAAGAUUCCCAAAAGAUAAAACAGAGUGUUCCAACUGAGAGAGUACAAGGAGAAUUUAGUGGCAGUGUUAAUAAGUACCCGUUGUAUAAGAGUUUGAAGAAUAUGAAGGAUUAUAAAUGGGAGGUUGGGACAAUAUACGUAGAUAGGAAUGCUUUUAAGGAAUGUGUAACUAGCUAUGCUGUGCACAGUGGCAGAGGAAUAUGGUUCUCAAAGUGUGAUAGCCAUAGGUGCAAAGUUGUUUGCAAAGAAGGUUGUAAGUGUAAGGCAACCAAGAUUGGUAUCAUGAGUUCUCAGUGGCUGAGUAAGGCUUUUAUGAAGAAGAUUUGUGAGAACCCCAAAAUUAAGUUGAGAACUUUGAUAAAGAAGGCUCAUAGCAAGUGGAAUGUUGAUCUCACAAAGACCAAAGCUGUCAGAGUGAAGCAGCAAGCCUUGGAUGAGAUUAAUGGUACUUAUGGAGAGCAAUAUAGGAGGAUUCAUGACUAUGCUGUCAAGUUACUGAGGUCAAAUCCGGGUUCCACUGUUCAGAUACAAGUGGAGAGACCUCCUGAAUUUCAAUUAGAGACACCAAUUCCUGCCAUUGGAUGGGACCCCAAUGAUCAGAUUUUGCCAAUUGCCUAUGCUGUUGUUGAAGCAGAGACAAAAGACUCGUGGAGAUGGUUUUUGUUGAAUCUGUGUGACGAUUUGGGAGUUGAUAAGAUCAGAUGGUGUACAUUCAUGAGCGACCAACAAAAGGGAUUGAUCCCUACCUUCGAUGAGUUGCUGCCUGGCAUAGACCACAGGUUUUGUGUCAAGCACUUAUAUAGCAAUUUCAGAAAAAGGUUCCCAUGUGUUCAGCUAAAGAUGAUGAUGUGGAAGGCUGCAAAGGCAACAUAUGUCCAGGAGUGA
This is a messenger RNA of Arachis ipaensis, 1110 nucleotides long. RefSeq lists its product as uncharacterized. The record is from RefSeq and is a predicted model, not a curated record. Lineage: Eukaryota; Viridiplantae; Streptophyta; Magnoliopsida; Fabales; Fabaceae.